Brenthis ino (lesser marbled fritillary) is the source of this 3309-nucleotide messenger RNA. The record is from the annotation of a GenBank genome assembly. NCBI's taxonomy places the organism in Eukaryota, Metazoa, Arthropoda, Insecta, Lepidoptera, Nymphalidae.
AUGGCAGCGGUCGAGACAGUUAAAGUGGCGGUGGUGAUCGAUCCUACGCCUAAUAUUAUACCUUGCUCAAGUACAUUUACGGCUGAGGAGCUGUGUAUAGUUUUGUGCAAGAAAUAUAACAUUCCACCACUGACGCGUACGCUGUUUGCAUUACGGAUCAAAGGCUCCGAUUAUUUCCUCAAAGAUAACAGCAAAGUUCUUUCAAGUUCACGAGAUUAUGAAUUGAGAAUACGGUUCAAGGUUCCACGUCUUGGACUUUUGAUAACAAUUGAUGAGACUACAUAUGAUUACUAUUUUCAACAAGCCCGAAAUGAUGUAAAUGAAAACAAAAUACCUGAAAUAAAAUAUCCUGAGCAUAAGCAAGAACUGCUGGGGCUUGGUAUUGCUGAUAUGACUCGUGCCAUAUUAGAAGAAAAAUUGCCUUUAAAUGACGUUGUUCGGAAUUAUAAAAAAUAUAUUCCUAAGGUGAUAGUCAGAAGACACGGGCCCUUUCCUAAGAAAUACGCCCAUGAUUAUUUACCACAGCUGUGCUCAGUUGGUCACAACGUGAAUUACGUAAAAAAUCUCUAUUUACAACAAUUAUACGGGCUAGCACCGAAUUAUCUCUCGGAGGAGUUCGAUAACGUGCUGUGGCAAAAUGGCGGCGAUGUUGUGCCGGUGCGAGUGAUUGUCGCCCCAUUCCACCCCCACCAUCCAGGGAUACGACUGUACAAUACUUUGAAGCGAGAUUGGUUUCAUGUAUGCGCUAUUGAGGAGCUGAUAUAUUUGACAAGAAAUGGCGAUAAUUGUUUGGAAGUGUCCCGUAGAGGAACGCCACUGUUUUUCAAAUUCAAAUCUGAAGAGCAAUUGUCGUCAUUUAUAUCCUUAUGUGAUGGUUAUUACAGGUUAAUGGUGAAAUGGACAUUCAAUCUCUCAAAAGAUGACGAGACGCCUUCGUUGAAAGAAUUACAAAGGAUAAAGUGUCAUGGUCCUGUUGGCGGUGCAUUUUCAUAUCGAAAAUUAGAUGAAAAGCGUAGCAAAAAACAUGGCUGCUACAUUUUGAGACAAUGUCAAGAUGACUAUAAUGUAUUUUAUUUGGACGUUUGCUCAAAGAACGGUACAACAGAGACGUACAGAUUGGAAUUCAUAGGUCACUGCUAUGUUUUCAAUAAGGAGGAAUAUUUCAGCAUUGAAAGGCUGGUCAGCUGCCAUCAGAACCCUGAAGGCAGGAUAUUCUUGAACGAGUGUAUACCACCUUCAGAAUAUGACAAAUCUCAACUUCUUCUCUGUGGUGAACCUGUGAAGAAAGGCGUCCGGAUAGAUCAAGCUGAGUUGCAGGAGAUAUUGAAAGAUAACAAGAGUCCAAGGUGUUUGCCCAAUAAGGACAUUUUACUUUACACAGGUUCAGAGAAAGUUGGUUCAGAAAACAUCACCGCCACGUACAAAGCUCUGUGGAGACUCGAUGAAACUAAGAAACUUUUAGUUGCUUUCAAAACUUUGCAGCGGGAUAGGGCCAAUGAUUAUCUAAAGGACUUCAUCGAGCUAGCGAGCAAGUGGGCGUGCGUGCAGUCGAGCGCGAUCGUGCGGCUGUACGGCGUCACGCUCAGCUCGCCCACCGCCAUGGUCAUGGAGUACCUGCCGUACGGGCCCUUCGAUGUUUACCUCAGAGAGAACUCGGACCAGAUCAAGCCCCUGCAGCUGAAGAAGGUGGCGGCGGGGCUAGCGCGCGCGCUGUGGGACCUGUCGGAGGCGGGCGUGGUGCACGGCGGCGUGCGCUGCGCGCGCCUGCUGCUGGCGGCGCGCUCGCCCGCCCGCCUGGUCGUCAAGCUCAGCGGGCCCUCGCUGCGCGCCUACACGCAUCGGGAUAUUCACUGGAUGCCGGUAGAGUUUUUCUCAGAUAUGAAUCUCGCCAAGAGGUCGGUGGUGGGUGAUAUUUGGGCGUUCGCUACGACUUUAUGGGAAGUUUUUUCCUAUGGACAGUCUCCCGCCGACACCAACCCAGUAUUGACGGCGAAGAGUUACGAGAUGGGUGAUCGCUUGAUGCGUCCGGCGCGCUGCCCGGGCGAGGUGUGGGCGCUGGUGCGGCAGUGCUGGUGCAGCGACCCGCUGCGUCCGCAGGAGAUCAUGCGGGACAUGAACCACAUGCUGCAUAGAGAAUAUGUACCACUUCACGAAUAUGAGGAGCCAAAGAUUUCGCUCGAUCAUAUGGAACAUGCAGAAACUGUAUCCAGUGACAGAUUCAUCCCAAGCGAACUGAGCGAUGCGGGCAGCAACAAGUCCUUGAUUUCAGUAGACAGCAGCGCGCCCUCCAUGAAUGGCACUAUGUCCGACCAGUAUGACAACCCUUUCGCAGACAACAAGAGCAGCAACUCGCUGGAGAGCGUGGACGCGCUGACGAGCGCGCUGCGCGGGGGCCCGCGCGCCGCCAGCGCCGCCAGCGCGCGCGCGCCGCCCGACGACGCCGCCGCCGCGCCGCGCCUCAUGGAGUCCAUCGUGUCGCAGGGCAAGACCUACCUGGUCACUGUCACCAAGAAGAUAGGCAGCGGUAAUUAUGGUCACGUAUUUAAAGGCUGGAUGGAACGAGACAACCAAGAAUCUCAAAGGAAAGAAGUUGCUGUUAAAAAGUUAACAAGACAAGCAUCUGAAAGAAACGGCAGUCUUUAUGAAGACUUUAAAAAUGAACUCGAAAUUAUGAAGUCUCUACAACACAUAAAUAUAGUUGAAAUCCUCGGCUAUUCGUGGGAUCACGGGUCAGACGUGCUCAUAGUGAUGGAGUAUCUGGAGGAAGGAUCGCUCAACUACUAUCUCAAGUUCCAAGGCGACAAGUUGCGUAUAUCUCACCUAAUCAAAUACGCUAAAGAUAUUGCUACGGGUAUGGAUCACGUAUCGGCUAAGAACGUGGUGCACAGAGAUUUGGCCACUAGAAAUAUUUUAGUGGUCAACAAAUAUCACGUUAAAAUAUCUGACUUCGGUCUCGCUCGGAUCAUACCAAAAGAAGAGAAUGCAUAUAGAAUCAAGACUGAACGACUGUUGCCUAUCAAUUGGUAUGCCCCGGAGUCCGCAGUGGAGCCGUGGCACUUUUCCUCCAAAAGCGACGUGUGGUCGUACGGCGUGACCGCGUGGGAGAUAUUCACGCGCGCUCGCCAUGAGGUGCCCAAGUUCGAUGUGGAACGGCCUCGUGAGAGGGCUUCUUGUUUCCAAAUCCCAGAAAGCUGUCCAUCAGAAAUAUUUCGCCAUCUUAUGAAAGACUGUUGGGCGCUCGACCCCAACUUGCGGCCGAAGUUCAUCGACCUCGUGCACAUGUGCAAGCGCUUCAUGGACGAGUACAAA